Rosa chinensis is the source of this 2084-nucleotide messenger RNA. Its product is annotated as serine/threonine-protein kinase tricornered. Gene Ontology annotation, molecular function: ATP binding; protein serine/threonine kinase activity. Gene Ontology annotation, biological process: intracellular signal transduction; peptidyl-serine phosphorylation. The coding region runs from base 42 to 1649 and encodes 535 amino acids. The record is from RefSeq and is a predicted model, not a curated record. Lineage: Eukaryota; Viridiplantae; Streptophyta; Magnoliopsida; Rosales; Rosaceae. The transcript has 13 exons.
AAUCACCAAAAAUUUAGAGGGAGAGAGAGAGAGAGAGAGAGAUGGAGAGGAGGCAGAACAAGUCGGAGGCGGAGGAGGGAAUGGAGGAGGAGGAGGAGCAGGUGGGACCCACGGGCGGGGCCGGGGCGGAGGACGGUCAGGUCGGGUCGAGCUUGACGCUGGAGAGGGUGGCUGCGGCCAAGCAGUUUAUAGAGAGCCACUACAAGGCUCAGAUGAAGCACAUCCAGGAUCGUAAGCAGAGACGCUCAGUGCUGGAAAAGAAGCUGGCCUCUGAACAUGUACCACAGGAGGAACAGGUCAAUCUGUUGAAGGAUUUGGAACGCAAAGAGACUGAAUAUAUGCGACUUAAAAGGCACAAGAUUUGUGUUGAGGAUUUCGACCUUCUCACCAUAAUUGGCAGAGGAGCCUUUGGAGAGGUUAGAUUGUGUCGCGAGAAGAUAUCAGGCACCAUUUUUGCCAUGAAAAAGUUGAAGAAGUCAGAAAUGCUCAGCAGGGGACAGGUUGAACAUGUUAGAGCUGAAAGGAAUUUGCUUGCAGAAGUUGCCAGUCACUGCAUUGUGAAACUCUACUAUUCAUUUCAAGACGCUGAAUACUUGUAUCUAAUUAUGGAGUAUCUACCUGGUGGAGACAUGAUGACUUUGCUUAUAAGAGAAGAGACUUUGACUGAAACUGUUGCUAGAUUUUAUAUUGCUCAAAGUGUUCUGGCAAUAGAAUCUAUUCAUAAACAUAACUAUAUUCACAGAGAUAUAAAACCAGACAAUCUUUUAUUAGACCAAAAUGGUCACAUGAAGCUCUCUGAUUUUGGUCUUUGCAAGCCUCUUGAUUGCUCAAAUUUAUCUUCCAUAAAUGAAAAUGAAGUGCUCGAUGAUGAUAACUUGCAUGAGACAAUGGAUAUUGAUGAAUCCUCCCUAGAGACCAAAAAUGGGAGGCCCUGGAAAAGCCCGCUUGAGCAGCUUCAGCAUUGGCAGAUAAACAGGAGAACACUGGCAUAUUCAACAGUUGGCACACCAGAUUACAUUGCUCCAGAAGUAUUAUUGAAGAAAGGAUAUGGCAUGGAGUGUGAUUGGUGGUCACUGGGUGCGAUAAUGUAUGAGAUGCUUGUUGGUUAUCCCCCAUUUUACUCUGAUGAUCCAGUAACAACAUGCAGAAAGAUAGUGCAUUGGAAAAAUCACUUGAAAUUUCCCGUGGAGGCAAGGUUGACGCCUGAAGCAAAGGAUCUGAUUAGUAGGUUUCUCUGUGAUGUUGAACAUAGGCUUCGUACAGCAGACCAAAUCAAGGCGCAUCCUUGGUUCAGAGAUGUCCAGUGGGGCAGACUUUAUGAAAUGGAGGCAGCAUUUAAACCAGAGGUCAAUGGGGAACUCGAUACUCAAAAUUUUAUGAAAUAUGAUGAGGUAGAUGCACCAGCGCCUGGAAGAACUGGAUCUGGACUAAUGAGAAAGAUGUUGUUGACUCCUAAAGAUCUCAGUUUUGUUGGCUAUACAUACAAAAAUUUUGAGGCUGUCAAAGGUUUAAAGAGGAGUGCAUCACUAAAUCGGUCCUCCAUUGACUCUGCAAACAGUGAUUCUGUACUGGACUACUCCAAAAGGUAUUCGGUAGAUGACAUGGAAGCUCAGGUGCUUGCUGAUUCAGGGGACGUCAUGUCAGAGUGACGCAUAGCGCCUAGUGUAACAGGCGGACAAGGCCCUUCUAUCAAUAUGUAGGGCAUUCCUGCUUGUUUUUUCCCGUCAGGUUUUGCCCUAAUCAACACAGUCGACUGCUACAUCUUCCAGAACUCUUAAGUGUACAGUAAUGUUGAAGACACUUCAAGAUGAUCCCAUUGAUGGGUUUGUUUUGUAGGAAUAGCAGUAGAUUUCAAAAGCUUUAAUAUGUAUCCAGUUAGUUGAGGUUGUAUCAAGGUCCUGACUACCCAGGUUGGCAGAUAAAGAACAUGCCUUCACUUGUGGCGGUUUCUGGUCUUUCUUCCUUUCCUCGAUUUUCUAGGAAACUCUGGCUAUUUUAAACAAUGACCGCCCAGAUAACUGGAAUUGUAUCAUUGCCUUUGGCUUUGAUUUUGAAGUUUUAUGGUGAAUUAUAUUCAGUAAAUC